AUGGAGGCUUCACCACCUUCACCAAACGAUAAUGAACUCCCUAACGUCACCUACGAUCUUCAAGAUUUCCAAAUGCCGAUCGUUAUUUGUCUCUUGGGAGUAAUGUUCAUCAUCCUUUUCAUUCAAAUCUUCGACCGAUUUCACAACUGGCUCCGGUACGAAGCCAGCAUCGAUCAACUUGACAUCGAAUGGGGCCAAGUUGCCGAUUAUCAACUCGAAAAUUCCGAUUGGUCACAUGAAGCUAUGGCACAGAAUAAUUUCUGGAUGGUGGAGAUUUUCAACGGAUUCAUGGAGUAUUUGGCCGAAAGGCAAGGCACGGGGCUGACCCCGGAGUUCUUGGAGCAUGCUUCGCCAUGCGUGAGCUACAAAAGUUUGAGAGAAACAACGUUGGAUGAAUGUGUGAUUUGCUUGGAAGACUUCGAAGAUGAUGAAUUGUGUCGGGUUUUCCCUGUUUGCGAACAUGUUUUUCAUUUUAGUUGCAUAGAUAACUGGUUGAGAAAACAUUUAACUUGUCCGAUUUGUCGGAAUUGUAUAGUAGAUAGUAUGAGCAUGACAUUGAGAAUGUAA
Gossypium raimondii (Peruvian cotton) is the source of this 567-nucleotide messenger RNA. Its product is annotated as putative RING-H2 finger protein ATL12. The transcript has a single exon. The coding region runs from base 1 to 567 and encodes 188 amino acids. Lineage: Eukaryota; Viridiplantae; Streptophyta; Magnoliopsida; Malvales; Malvaceae. Gene Ontology annotation, biological process: protein ubiquitination. The record is from RefSeq and is a predicted model, not a curated record.